AUGGAGAUCUGGAACAGGGGGUGGAGGGGGGCGAUGGUGGGGCGGUGGCUAGGUUUCGUCACGGCGGUGUGGGUGCAGUGCAUCUCCGGUAAUAACUAUACCUUCUCAAAUUACUCCGGCGCACUCAAGACGCUCAUGGGCCUUACCCAGCUCCAACUCAACAAUCUUUCCGUCGCCAAGGACAUCGGCAAGGCCUUCGGAAUCGUCGCCGGCCUCGCCUCUGACCGUCUUCCCACCCCGAUCAUCCUCCUCAUCGGCUCUCUUGAAGGCCUCGUCGGCUACGGCGCGCAGUGGCUCGUCGUCCGCCAAUCGAUCCGCCCUCUCCCCUAUUGGCAGAUGUGCAUCUUCUUAUGCAUGGGCGGAAACAGCUCGACUUGGAUGAACACGGCGGUGCUCGUCACUUGCAUCCGCAACUUCCGCCAAAAUCGAGGGCCGGUGUCGGGAAUUUUGAAGGGCUACGUGGGACUCAGCACCGCCAUCUUUACUGACAUCUGCUGCGCGCUCUUUUCCAGCGAUCCCGCCUCGUUCAUCUUCCUGUUGGCAGUCGUCCCCGCGGCGGUUUGCACCAUGGCGAUGCUCUUCCUCCGUGAGUCACCGCCGGAGGACGUGGAGGCGGAAGAUGACGGCGACGGAUCACAGUAUUUCGCGGUGAUCAACGCGAUGGCAGUGACCAUCGCGGUAUACCUGCUGAUCUUUGAUCUCACAGGUAAGCAUGAGGCGCUCGUGUCCAGAGCCUUCGCGGUGGUGUUGCUCCUCCUGCUGGCGGCGCCGGUGGCUGUGCCGAUCCACAUAGCGUUGAAGGCGAUUCACAGAUCGGGAGGGUGCAGGGAAGCCGAUGCAGAGGACGGAGUAAGUGAGCCAUUGCUUGCAGCAGAGACAGAGAAGACGGAGGCAGAGGUGGCGAAUAGCGGUGAAACCAGUGGUGAUAGUGCAGCGGCUGAAGAGGUAGUGGUGGAGGAAAAGGUUGAGAGGGGGAGGCGACAGCGGCCGGAGAUCGGUGAGGACCAUACGAUAGUGGAAGCGGUGAAGACGAUCGACUUUUGGGUGCUGUUCUUUUCGUUUCUAUGCGGGGUGGGUACAGGGAUGACCGUGAUGAACAACAUGGGGCAGAUGGGUACGGCCAUGGGCUAUACGGACGUCUCCAUAUUCGUUUCUAUGUUGAGCAUAUGGGGUUUCUUCGGCCGGAUCGCGUCCGGAAGUAUCUCAGAAUACUUCAUCAAGAAGCACGCGACACCGAGACCCGUAUGGAACGCUGCCUCUCAAAUAUUAAUGGCCGCUGGAUACGUGAUGAUGGCCAUAGGCAUGCCGGGCGCCCUCUUCAUCGGUUCCGUAAUCGUGGGCUUGUCCUACGGUGUCCGUCUCGCCGUCUCUGUGCCGACGGCGUCAGAACUCUUCGGCCUCAAGUACUACGGACUCAUCUACAACAUCCUCAUUCUCAACCUCCCACUUGGCUCCUUUCUCUUCUCUGGCCUGCUUGCCGGCAUCCUCUAUGACGCAGAGGCCACCAACACAGAGGCCGGAGGGAACACCUGCGUUGGGGCACACUGUUACCGAAUGGUAUUCGUGGUGUUGGCCUUAGUAAGCCUCGUUGGGAUCGGGUUGGACGUGCUGCUGGCGUACAGGACCAAACAGCUCUACGGGAAGAUCCAUUUGAACAAGAGAGCAAGGGACACGAAAGCUGCUGCACCUGAUAGCCACUGAUAUUUUAUUCUUUUUAACGGUAUUUAUAUACCUUUUUUUUUUCCUAUUUUGUUCGUGAUAUUAUCGUGUGCCUUUUUUUUCGUUGCUGCGAUUUUUGUGUACACCAUCAAUAAUG
This is a messenger RNA of Zingiber officinale, 1816 nucleotides long. RefSeq names its product protein NUCLEAR FUSION DEFECTIVE 4-like. Bases 1 to 1701 code for a protein of 566 amino acids. The transcript has 3 exons. Gene Ontology annotation, cellular component: membrane. The record is from RefSeq and is a predicted model, not a curated record. NCBI's taxonomy places the organism in Eukaryota, Viridiplantae, Streptophyta, Magnoliopsida, Zingiberales, Zingiberaceae.